AUGAAAAGGCCAGGGGUCAUGGAGGAGCCUUCGCCGAAGACCAGCCGCCAUAACAUGCAGGCGUCGCAGAAUGUGGCCGAGGCAAGUGCGGCAAGUGGGUCGAAGAAUGCGGCGGAGGCAAGCGCGGCAAGUGGGUCGACGAAUGAGGCCGAGGUGCAGGCGUCGCAGUGGGAUGUUCCUCCGCAGAGACCGUCCUGGGCAAGGGUGGGUGAUGGAGCACCUGUUAAGCCUGGUGCGGUGGAAGUCGCUCAGCUCCACGAGGACAGGUGGAUUUGCACGAUGGACAUAGAUCUGAACAGCAGCGUGGACAGCAUGCUUCAGGAGUUGAAAUCUACAGGAUGCGCUCGGGGUUUCCGCUAUGAAGUGGUGGGCGUGGCAGUGUCAGUCAAAGAAGUGCCUGAGACGGCUACGGCUAUGGCUACGGUGGAGGCAGUGGAGGCCGACCGUCGCAGUAGCUGA
Messenger RNA from Symbiodinium sp. CCMP2592, 459 nucleotides. NCBI's taxonomy places the organism in Eukaryota, Dinophyceae, Suessiales, Symbiodiniaceae. The record is from the annotation of a GenBank genome assembly.